This is a messenger RNA of Chara braunii, 4256 nucleotides long. The record is from the annotation of a GenBank genome assembly. NCBI's taxonomy places the organism in Eukaryota, Viridiplantae, Streptophyta, Charophyceae, Charales, Characeae.
GGAGCCAGAACAGCAGGUAAGUUGACAUUGUCCACAUGGCUUCAGAUGGAAACCUCCGACAAGCUGCUGAUGCAUGGCUAUCCAGCAUGGAAGACAACAGGCAACAUCUUCAGCAUAUGGUCUCUCUCCUCUCUGUCUCCACUCCGCCUCCACCAGCGGUUGUUGGCGGAGCGAUCGCGAGGGCGAAAUGGGUGGAAACCGUGAUAUAGACGAUGUUGGAGGUUAUCUGGGUGCUGGAGGAGGGGCCGGCUCCGGAGCUGGACGAGUUUGUUGACUGGCGUCAGGUGGACGCCCUGUCCAGCGAUUGUUACACGCUCCUUGACGAGCGGCUCGAGGGAGGUGCUGACUGGGCCAAGCGCUCAGGAGGGGAGCUGCCAAUCACCAUGUUGGCCAUGGUCGCACCAGCAGCACCAGCUCCAACAAUCUCACCGACACCUGCAACCAUGUUUUCAUCACAGGUCACCACCAACAACAACAACAACUACACCAACAACAAUAAUAAUGUGCACGACAGUGGCAUGGAAGGAGUGAUCCUGAGCUCGUGCGCGUCCGGGAGUGACAACAACCACAACAACCACAACAACCACAACAACAACAACAGCAACAACAACAACAACAACAGCAACAACAACUACAGCAACAACAACAACAACAACAAUAACAACAACAACACUGACGGUGUGCACUGCGCUCCGCUGUUAUGUUGGCGCCCGCGUUGUCUUCCGUUUGCUGCCGUCGUCGUCGACUGUUUCAUGGCUGACGUGUUCUGCAGGCUGCCGCUGCUGCUCCUCGUUGUCCUGUUGCUGCUCCUUGUGGUUCUCUUCCGCGUGUGCAUCCUUGGGAAUGUGGCGCCGCGUCAACGCAAAACAAGGACUUCGAUGAAGUACGCCAGGAUGGAGGCACGGCAGGCGAUCCCCCGGUCCGGUGGGGAGCAGGUCGGAGGGAGGCGGUGCGGAGGGACCCUGUCGACCAUUGGCAGGGUCUCCCAGCGGGUUGGGUGUGAUGCAUUGCCACCGCACUUGCAACCACUCCCCGGCUCAUCGGACGAGGAGGAGGWGGUGGAGAGACGGCCACAAACCGUGUCGUUGGGCAGCGGAUCAACGYAGGAGYGGUCAGCCACGGAGCUGUGSGGGAYGGGCGGCSGCGUGUACGAGCAGUCGUUCACUGAACUCCUUCGGCCUGGCCUUGGSGAAGACGAAGGAGAUGGCCGCGUCAACCUGUCRUUYGGUUUGUCCACCGGGCGGUCUACAACUCCAUCGCGCACAGUGCUCGUGCGACCCCACCCYRGCGACGAAGGCGGGSAAUUGACAGCUGUUGAUCGAUCAGCGAGGACGAGGGCGUUGGCGAGUGAGACGGCGGGAGCGAACCGGAACUCGUCGACGGCCCAACCACGGGCGGCUUCUCUGUCCAAGGGCGCCCAGGGUCGGCCGGAGUGGAUGCAGUUGCCAUCUCCCCUGUCUGCGGCGUCGGAAGUGGCACGAGGCCGUGGCGUCGGAGUCGAUGGCGGGACCGACUUCUUGGAUGUUGGUGAUGGUCGCGACGGGAGGGAGGUGUGGAGGGACCUGCGGCGGGAUCACCGGCUGCCGCGAGAGGAAUACAUCACACAUGGGGUGGAGCGUCUUCACGUGGGAGACCGGAAGAACGAGAACGAGACGGACGAUCCACCGGCGGAAGCAGACGACGACGACGACGACGACAAAGACAACGACAUAGAGUGUGGGGAAGGGGGGGGUGGUCACGCGUCGCCAUCGUUGCAGACCGACAUGGCUGGUAAGGGCGGGAAGUCCAAGCCUUCCGGCCGCAAUGCUCGUUCGCGGGUGAAAAAAGGGCAGGGAAAGAGGAGCGGUGGCGAAGGCGACGGUGAUGCGGAGGAGAAGCGCAACUUCUGGUCCGUGGAACACAUUAUAGCCCUCAUAAGGGCUAAACGUGACGAAGAUGCGCAUAUGCAGGGGAUGGGGCACACAUACGCACGAAUGAAACCACGGGAAUGGAAAUGGCAAGACGUCGCCCAAAGGUUGAAGAACGUCGGCGUGUACAGGAAUGCGGAGAAAUGCGGGAAGAAGUGGGACAAUCUAAUGCAGCAGUUCAAGAAAGUCCAUCACUUUCAAUCACCAUCAGGGGGUGCCAACUUUUUCCAGUUCACGUCGAAGGAGAGGGCGAUCAGGGGCUUCAAUUUCACGAUGGAUCGCGCAGUUUAUGACGAGAUAGAGGGGUCGACUGGGAUGAACCACACCAUCCACCCGAGGAACGUGGCAGACACCGGUGUGUCUGGCGGUGUGCGCCCGCCUUCGACGUCUUACGUGGAUCCUGACUCGGUGGCGGACGGGGAAGGUGGUGCAGGGCGAGAAGACGACGAGGAGGGGUCGACACGAGGCUCUUCGCGGACGACGGGCACCCCCGGCGGUUCUGGGAAAAGGAAGAACACGAGGCAGCAGACUUUCGAGGCGCUGACGGAAUGCAUGGAGAAACACGGGGAGCUGAUGGCGUCGACGAUGGAGAGUGCGAGCAAGCGGCAAUGCUCUAUCCAGGUCCGGCAGUGCGAGGCGUUAGAAGCGGAGGUGGAAGUGCAAAGGAAGCACUAUGCCGCGUCAGACGAAGUCAGCAAACUCAUGUUCUGCGAACUACCGACCGCGAUCGAAGGCGCUUUUGUCGGAUCCGCCAUGUCUUCCUACGGAGGUGGACGGGCGAAGGCUGCCUUGAAGCAGAUCGUUGAAGGCGCGACCCCCGCGAAGAAGGGACGUCAUCAAGCGAAGAGGCAGAGGAAGGGCGUCCAAGCCGUGGCCGCUGGCAGUGCACGAGAUGUUGUGGAGGAGGCUGUGGUGGAGGAAGAGAUGACGAACGACGACGACGACUUUGAAGAUGACGACGAUGAACCAUUGCCGAGGAAGGCAAGGGUCGGUUCCGCGGGGGGGAUUAGAAUAAACGAGGGGGGGGAAGGGACACCGACCGCACGGCGCGGCGGUGGCGUUGCCGCGGCCAACCAACUAGUCUUCGUCGACGUGGCACGCGACGAUGGCGCGCGACGUCGCAAGGAGGGACGUCGUUGGCUGUGGGAUGUCGCAACUCCCGCGGUGGCGGCGCACGGCGGCACUGUGGCAGUCCCGGGAGAGGCGGUUGAAGUCCCGAAGGGAGGAGAUGGCGCGGCGGGCGGGGAAGACGACGAGGCUCUGGUGCACAGGCUGCGCGGGCAACGAGUGGCGACACAUGCGAUGGAUGCCGCCGCCAAACUUUGGGAGGAUGACAACAGAUUGUGGAACGACACGCAGGGGAGCGCCGUAGUGAGGAUAAUCCAAGAAGCGCGCGCGUAUCUCGUGGCCGUGGCGCGGGGAGUGCAGUCUCCGACUAUUCGACGGAGCAUCUCCCUUUUACACAACUCCAUCCCCCAACACAAAAUCGAGGACGAGUCGGAGCUCAACGUGGUGAAAGAGAGGGCGUUGAAAGUGCAGACAAUCUCCCUCAAGGCGAUCCACGGUUGGGUCUUCAAGUCGGAGAGCAGGCAAAGGGGGUAUCACAUGGCAUACCAAUACGCGUUGAAUCAUGCUACCACGGACAUCGCUAGAGCAAUGUGGUCAGCAGAGGACUGGCGCAGUUUGGUGAGCCCAAUGUUGUUCCGCACCACAUUGAACGCAGACAUGAAGUUGCCUUUGUGGUUCAUGGGCGUGAACAUAGUGGACAGGCACGAGGACGAUGAGUGCGCGGCUUACCAGGAAGCUUGUGUCCAGCGUCUUGUGCGGGAUUUCACAAGCGCAGUUGGCAUGAUAGAAGCUAUGGACGGCGGUCGAGAGUCGUACGAGCGUCUGAAGGGGAUGGCAGAGGCGAUGAGGUAUUUGCUCGCCGCCACGAUGAGGAUUAUGCGAAUGGCGAGGGACGAUCCGAGAUCGCAUUACGACGCUUCGGUUUUCGUUCAACUGACGGCGAAGACGACGCUGCUGGCGUCCAUGAACCGUCAGUUCGACGCCCGCCAACACAUCACGCAAUCCGCGCAGGUCAUGACGGACAAGUUGGGGAGACCGCCUCCAACCUUCGCCCCCCCACCUGUGUACAUCCCCGAUUGGGCGUCUAAGUGCGGGGUCACUUUCUCGCACGACGCCACGUUGGCCUCCCCGAUGGAGGCGAAACGGUUGGAUUGGCUGGGGACAGGUCCCCCCGAGGAUGACGACGACGACGCCGAAGGCGAUGACAAAGGCGAAGGGGGGUGACGCGUAGACGACGUUGAUGGCGAGGGCGAGGAGGGGAUGAUGCGCAGGCCCUGUUGA